This is a messenger RNA of Aplysia californica (California sea hare), 454 nucleotides long. RefSeq lists its product as uncharacterized. Bases 5 to 364 code for a protein of 119 amino acids. NCBI's taxonomy places the organism in Eukaryota, Metazoa, Mollusca, Gastropoda, Aplysiida, Aplysiidae. The record is from RefSeq and is a predicted model, not a curated record. The transcript has 3 exons.
GGCAAUGGGCUUCUCUGACGAGCUGAGUUUGGUCCUCAUCCAGGGUGACGCCAAGCCUUCAUGCAGCGGCUUCUUGAUCGCCGAUUUUCUUCCCUUAUCAACCCUAUCUGUGGAUUUCUUCACCAACAUCAACUUCCAAACGCUCAUCAACGUGUGUGAAGGGCAGAAGGCUCUCUACAACACGAGCUGUAACUGUGCCCAGCUCCCCUCCUCCUGUCGCGACAAUCGUUUCUCCGGCCUCGCCUCCUGCUCCGCCUACCUGCCCAAAAUCGCCAGCCGCACGGACUGUGUCUUCGGCAACGCCCCGGCCACAGUGACCGCCCCCGGCUCAAUUGUAGGACGUAAGCGAAGAUCGGAGUGGUAGAAAGAAGAGAGCAUCCAUCCAAUCGUCGACAAACGCAAGCCUUCCUCUUUGAUUUCAACCUCAGAAAAAUAAAGCCGUGGGUUCAUUUUA